This is a messenger RNA of Malassezia japonica, 1038 nucleotides long. RefSeq names its product protein phosphatase regulatory subunit Sds22 (gene sds22). Gene Ontology annotation, molecular function: protein binding. The transcript has 6 exons. The record is from RefSeq and is a predicted model, not a curated record. Bases 1 to 1038 code for a protein of 345 amino acids. NCBI's taxonomy places the organism in Eukaryota, Fungi, Basidiomycota, Malasseziomycetes, Malasseziales, Malasseziaceae.
AUGGCUGCCCCGGAGAAGAAAGUGCAAGUCGUUGGGUUCCCGCCCGAGGUGCAGGGCCCCCCCAAGGAGGUGGAGACUGAUUCUGAAAAUGAGCAGGAUCACAGAGAAGAGCCCGAGGUUACAGGCGACGAAGACGAGGUCGUGAACGUGCCCGAUGAGCUCGACGAGGAGAUCCAACAGAUGCUCGGCUACCAGCAUGAAAACGAACUCUACCUCGACAUGUCGCACAUGCGCAUAAGCUCACUCAAGCAGCUUAAUCUUGCCCGUUUCGGCGACACGCUGCAGCGUAUUGAUUUACGUCAAAACCAAAUUAAGCAUAUGAGCGGGAAAGAGCUGAGCCAUGUCCCUAACUUGAAGGAGCUUGACUUGUACGACAAUUCGAUUGAGCACAUUAGUGGAUUGGAAAACCUUUUGGAACUUGAAUCGCUUGACCUGUCCUUCAACAACAUUCGGCACAUUUCGCGUAUCUCGCACUUGCCCAAGCUCGAGACGGUUUAUUUUGUCCAGAAUAAGAUUGCGCGCGUGCGUCCUUUGGACUUCCAGCCGCCCCUGACGCACUGUCUCAUCAAUCUGGAGUUGGGCGGAAACCGCCUUCGUUCUCUGGAGAACCUCAGCUCGCUAGUUAAUCUCGAGCAGCUUUGGAUUGGAAAGAACAAGCUCACCUCGCUCAAGUUGGAGGGUCUGGAGACGUUGACGGAAUUGGAGGAGCUUUAUUUCUCCCACAAUGCUGUGACGGAACUUUCUGGCCUUGAGAACAACCACAAACUCUCGGUGCUGGAUUUGGCCGCGAAUCAGGUGGAGUCGUUCGACGGCGUGCAACACCUCAACCUGAUGUCGCAGUUUUAUGCCAAUGACAACAAAGUCAAGGAUCUCUCCGUUCUGGAUAAGUACCUGAGUGUACAAUGUAUGCCCGAGCUCGAGACUUUGUACGUCGAAGGCAACCCCAUCCAGCGUGAGCUCGGCACGGCAUACCGGCGCAAGGUGCAGCUCAUUCUUCCUCAAGUCCGCCAGUUGGAUGCCACGCUCGUGCGUCGCUAA